AUGCUCCAGUUCCUGAGGCUCGAUGAGCGGAGACAAAACGCAUCUCCAGCAGGCCCUGCGGAUCCCUCUGAACCAAACCCAACUGCACACGCCUCUCAGCCGCCAGGCAGAGGGAUAGAGGGGGAAACAGAAGAAGCAAACAGCCCGGGAAAAUCUAUUGUCAACAGUGGAGUGAGCCAGGCCAACCGCAACGGCCCACACAAACAACUACAGGGAGAUCAGACCAUGGGGUCCUUGAGGCCUGCCCCCUAUAGGCAGGAAAUGGAACACAUUUUUGAUGGAUAA
Molecule: messenger RNA, 285 nt
Organism: Knipowitschia caucasica
Lineage: Eukaryota; Metazoa; Chordata; Actinopteri; Gobiiformes; Gobiidae
Source: the annotation of a GenBank genome assembly